AUGUCUCUUUCUGUCUUUAUCCCCCUCUUUUCUUUUUCUAUCUGUCAAUCACACCUUUUCUCUUCUUUCUGCCUUAGUCUCUCCUUCUAUCUUUUCAUUCUCAUCAUUCAUCUUUGUCUCAUUUUCUUUCUGUACCUUUGUUUAGCUCUCCCUCUGUUGCUCUCUUUAUUACUCCAUCCUCUUUAUCUAUCUAUCUAUCUAUCUAUCUAUCUAUCUAUCUAUCUAUCUAUCUAUCUAUCUAUCUAUCAUUUUUCUCUGUCUUUAAUCUCUCUCAUUUUUUUUGUAUCCUGCUUUCUCCUUCCUUCCCUUCCUUUGCUUAUUUUAAUCUAUAUUUUAUUCCUAUUUUUAUCUUUCCUAUGUCAAUCUCUAUCUCUGUUCUUUCAUCAUGCUUUUCCCCCUUUUUCUCUUUCAUCUCUCUGUUUCUCACUGUUGUCCUUUCUCUCUCUUUGCCAGUCCUUCCUUAUAACUUUCUAUCUCCCUUUCUCUUUCUUUCACCAUUAUCCACUCUCUAACUUUCUGUUAUUCUAUCUCCUACUUUCUUUAUUUACUAUUUCUCUGCUUGUAUCUCACUUCACCAAUUUUCCAAUCUCCCAAUUACUUUCUUUUUUUUUUCUCUUUUGUCUUUCUGCAACCUGUUCCCCUUUCUUUAAUUUUCUUCACUUUGUUUUCUUUCUAUCAAUCACUUUCACUUCUCUCUCACCUUAUUAA
Acanthosepion pharaonis is the source of this 708-nucleotide messenger RNA. The record is from the annotation of a GenBank genome assembly. NCBI's taxonomy places the organism in Eukaryota, Metazoa, Mollusca, Cephalopoda, Sepiida, Sepiidae.